AUGUUUCCCAAAUCUCUUGUUUAUGCUUUCGUAGCCACUUCCCUCUUCCUCGCCAAUGGUGGUGUUGAAGCUAGGAGCGGCGACCACACUACUGAUAAAAGCAGCACCUUAGGCAACGACCUAAAGGCUCCAUCGUUCAUCACCAUCUCUUCCAUCCUCUCCACCACUCAUGCUGACAGUGGUUUCCUCGGUAUCUGCCGGCUCCCAUCUACUCCUUAUGACGGAAUCUCUGACUAUGAUGGCGAUCGUAGUGAUUCCCAUGUUCAAAAGUUUAUAGACGAAGCCAAAAAGAACGCCGAGUGCUUUUGGCAAGACCCUACCAAUGUUUUGUGCAAAGAGAAAGGUGGAAAAGAGGAUCUGGACCCCAAAGAUAUAACUUGGUGGUAUCAAACAUUCUGCAAGCGUUGUUCCGACGCUGGUGGAAAGAACAGAAGUGAAUUCGCCUGUGUGAACGUGGAUGCUGCUCCUGACGUGAAGGGUAAAGGUACAAAGUCGAACGGGGGGAUGAAGCGGAUGCCUAGGACAGAUGAUGAUGGUCUUGUCUAA
Molecule: messenger RNA, 546 nt
Organism: Ustilago hordei
Lineage: Eukaryota; Fungi; Basidiomycota; Ustilaginomycetes; Ustilaginales; Ustilaginaceae
Exons: 1
Coding region: 1-546 (181 amino acids)
Source: RefSeq, a predicted model, not a curated record